Molecule: messenger RNA, 1107 nt
Organism: Phymastichus coffea
Lineage: Eukaryota; Metazoa; Arthropoda; Insecta; Hymenoptera; Eulophidae
Exons: 6
Coding region: 1-1107 (368 amino acids)
Biological process (GO): sensory perception of smell; detection of chemical stimulus involved in sensory perception of smell
Cellular component (GO): plasma membrane
Molecular function (GO): olfactory receptor activity; odorant binding
Source: RefSeq, a predicted model, not a curated record
AUGAAUUUAAUAAAAGGCUUGAAAUUAAUGGGUAUAGUAUACGUGGUGUGGCCAUUAAGCAGUGAUUCAACCAGUUUAUUUAAGAGAAUCAUUUAUCUAUCUGUGUGGUGGUUUCACUUUAUUAACUACAUCAUAGGCAUUUUGUUUACGUUGAAUACGUGCUACAAAGGCCGUAAAGACAUCAACUUAGUCACGUUUUCUUCCAUGGAAGUUCUGGCUUUUAUCGAAUCUUUGACUGUUCUAAUUAUUUACAAGUACUACGUAAAUCUUUUGAAGAGAUUAUUAAUUCAAAUUGAAGAGUACAUGAAAUCAGCUGGCCUCGAUCGAAAAUUUUAUUUGAAAGAAAGAGGAGCAGUAUUCGCUGUAAUGAUGGUUCUUAUAAUGCAAUUGUACGGCAUUAUAAUUGUGUUGUACAUCACUAAUCCCGUUGAAACCAAAUGGGAAACAUUUUUAACAACAGCGUAUUAUCCCCCGUCUAUCAGAACGCCAGUAAUCGAUGCACUUCUUUUGACUCAUCAACUCGCUGCUAUGCUUCACUCCAGCGUUAUGAUAGUAUUUGACAUAAUAGUUGUUACAUUGAUUUAUGGGUGUACGGUGCGUCUAAAAGUUCUUGCGAAGCAAUUUGGCAAAGCCGAUCGUUAUGAAGAAUUACUUCAUUGCGUACGCCAACAUCAAGAAAUAUUAAUCUUAGCAAGCGACACAAUCAAAGUUGUACGAUUCGUAAUAAUGAAGACCGUUUCAUGCUUCGUUUGUUACACAGUUGGUGCAGGUUUGCAAAUAGUGAACCCAAAAGCUACAACCGUGUCUCUUGAAAGAUUUGGAGUAGUGUUACUCAUAAAUAGCGUACGCCUUAUUAUGAUCGCAUUGAGUGCCGAUGAUUUAUCCGUGGCUAGCAAAGAAAUUGGAUCAUCUGUAUAUUCAACGAUUUGGUACAAUGACGAUAAAGACAUGGUGAUUGCUAAGAAACUAAUAAUGUUACGAUGUCAGAGUAUUGUAAAAGUGAGCGUAGCGGGAUUGAUAACUGCUCUCAGUCUCUCUUAUACGACUGGAAUAAUAUCAUCAGCAGUGUCUUACUUCACUACGCUCAGAGCUAUUACGGGAUCGUAA